This is a messenger RNA of Labrus bergylta (ballan wrasse), 3563 nucleotides long. NCBI's taxonomy places the organism in Eukaryota, Metazoa, Chordata, Actinopteri, Labriformes, Labridae. The record is from RefSeq and is a predicted model, not a curated record.
GAGCGCGAGGAGAACGUGAAGGCGGACGUUUUCCACGCCUACCUGUCGCUGCUCAAACAGACCCGACCCGCUCAGAGCUGGUUGGCCGAUCCAGACGCCAUGGAGCAGGGAGACACGCCGCUCACCAUGCUGCAGAGCCAGGUGCCCAUGAUAGUGAAAGCUCUGCACAAGCAGCUGAAGGAGAAAAGUGUGAAAACUCGUCAGUGUUGUUUCAACAUGUUGACCGAGCUCGUGAACGUCCUGCCUGGAGCUCUGACACAGCACAUCCCAGUACUGAUACCAGGUAUCAUCUUCUCUCUGAACGAUAAGUCGAGCAGCUCAAACCUCAAAAUCGACGCGUUGGCGUGCCUCCACGUCAUCAUGGUCACGCAUCCCGCUCACGCCUUCCACGCCCACGUCCCCGCCCUCGUCCCGCCCGUGGUGGCCUGCGUGGGAGACCCCUUCUACAAGAUCACUUCAGAGGCCCUGCUCGUCACUCAGCAGCUCGUCAAGGUGAUCCGACCUCUGGACAACCAACCAGAGAGCUCCGACAGCUUUGACCCCUCCCCUUACAUCAACGACCUGUUCACCUGCACGAUCAGACGCCUGAAAGCCGCCGACAUCGACCAGGAAGUGAAAGAGCGAGCCAUUUCCUGCAUGGGCCAGAUCAUCUGUAACCUAGGAGACCGUCUGCCCGCCGAACUACCGGGAACGCUGCUUAUCUUCUUGGAACGCCUAAAGAACGAAAUCACCAGACUGACCACAGUGAAAGCUCUGACGCUGAUCGCUGGCUCGCCGCUGAAAAUCGAUCUAAGGCCGGUUCUCCCUGAUGCCGUUCCCAUCCUCGCAUCAUUUCUCCGCAAGAACCAGCGAGCUCUGAAGCUGUGCACGCUCGCCGCUCUGGACAUCCUGCUCAGAAACUACAGCUCUGCGGUGACCUCCGUCAUGGUGGACGCCGUGCUGGCCGAGCUCCCGCCUCUCAUCUCGGAAAGCGACAUGCACGUGUCUCAGAUGGCGCUCAGCUUCCUGUCCACGCUGGCGGUCACUCACCCUUCCUCGCUGGGUCAGCUGAGCGGAGGCAACAUCCUGCAGCAGCUCAUCAUGCUGGUUCGAUCCCCGCUGCUGCAGGGCGGAGCGCUCGCCGCCAUGCUGGACUUCUACCAGGCCCUGGUUGCCACGGAGACCCCUGGUCUAGGUUACAUGGACCUCCUGAGGAUGCUGACCGGUCCCGUUUACUCCCAGAGCGCCGCUCUGCCUCACAAACAGGCGUACUGCUCCAUCGCCAAGUGUGUCGCCGCUCUAACCCGGGCGUGUCCCAACGAGGGGCCGGCCGUGGUCGGACAGUUCAUCCAGGACGUGAAGAACAGUCGCUCCACAGACUCCAUCCGGCUGCUUGCUCUGCUCUCAUUGGGCGAGGUCGGACAUCACGUGGACCUGAGCAGCCAACCAGAGCUGAAGACGGUGAUCCUGGACGCUUUCUCCUCCUCCAGUGAAGAGGUGAAGUCAGCAGCCUCGUACGCGUUGGGCAGCAUCGCGGUGGGGAAUCUUCCGGAGUAUCUUCCGUUCGUCCUUCAGGAGAUCUCGUCCUCUAAGAGACAGUACCUGCUGCUGCACUCGCUCAAAGAGAUCAUCAGCUCGGCGUCGGUCUCGGGUCUGAAGCCGUACGUGGAGUCCGUCUGGUCUCUGCUGCUCAAACACUGUGAGUGUCAGGAGGAAGGAACCAGGAACGUGGUCGCAGAGUGUCUCGGAAAACUGACACUGAUCGACCCGGAAACCCUGCUGCCCCGCCUCAAAGGAUACCUGCUGUCAGGGUCGUCGUACGCCAGGAGCUCCGUGGUCACAGCGGUAAAGUUCACCAUCUCUGACCAACCGCAGCCCAUCGACCCGCUGCUGAAAAACUGCAUAGGUGAUUUCUUAAAGACGCUGGAGGACCCGGACCUGAACGUGCGUCGUGUUGCCUUGGUAACGUUUAACUCGGCCGCCCACAACAAGCCGAGUCUGAUCCGUGAGCUGCUGGACUCGGUCCUACCGCAGCUCUACAACGAGACCAAAGUGAGGAAGGAGCUGAUCCGAGAGGUGGAGAUGGGUCCGUUCAAACACACGGUGGAUGACGGUCUGGACUUGAGGAAGGCAGCGUUUGAGUGCAUGUACACUCUGCUGGACAGCUGUCUGGACCGACUCGACAUCUUCACCUUCCUGAACCACGUGGAGGACGGACUGAAGGACCACUACGACAUCAAGAUGCUGACGUUCCUGAUGCUCGCCCGCCUCUCGUCUCUCUGUCCCAGCGCUGUUUUACAGAGACUGGACCGACUGGUGGAACCACUGAGAGCAACCUGCACCACCAAGGUGAAGGCGAACUCGGUGAAGCAGGAGUUCGAGAAGCAGGACGAGCUGAAGCGGUCGGCGAUGCGAGCCGUGGUCGCUCUUCUUACGAUCCCUGAGGCGGAGAAGUCGCCGUUGAUGUCGGAGUUCCAGUCCCAGAUCUCGUCCAAUCAGGAGCUGGCGGCCAUCUUUGAUUCGAUCCAGAGGGACUCCAGCUCCGCCAACAUGGAGUCGAUGGACACCAGUUAAAGAGACAGACUAACAAGUAUCCCACAAUGCAACAGGGCACCACGCAGCUGCUGGAGCGCUAACCCUGCAGCAUGUUUCAUGACAACAGGACUCAAACACACACACACGCACACACACACUCGUAGUGACACACCCUCUCCUAGCGAUCGAUCGUCCCAUGAUGCAUUGCACUGAAAUCAGCUGUUGGAAAAGAAAGACCGAAGACUGACGUACGGCUCACACACUCGGACAAAAACAAAGAACAAAAAAAAAUACUCAAAAAAAGAAAAGUUCCACAUGAGGCUUGGAAGCUCCUCCCACUUCCUAUUUGUUUUUCUAGCGAGGUCGUCUGAUUGGCUGAUGUCCUUGUUCAUCAUUCUUUUUUAUUUUGUGUUUCUUUUCUUUUUUUCUUAACGUUAUUCCAGAAAGUUCCUCGGGUACCGUUACCUGAUUGGCCGCUGCUGAGUGACUGACAGUUGGCGUGUUAUCUAAACUGACCAAUGGGAAAACGGCCUUUCCUGCCUGAGGCUGCAGUGACCAAUGGGAGAAGGGCUUGCUAUGGGUUAUUUUGUUUUUUUGCAAAUGAUAGAGAAACCGGCGCGUCGAUUAAAAAGGGGCGGGGUUUUUACUGUUUGUGGACCAAUCAGAUUUUUUGUUUUCCCCUGGUUCGGUAGCCCCGCCCUCCAGAGUGGCGAGAAGAGCUUAUUGGACCAGGUUCAACCUGACCAGACCCGAUUGGAUGAUACAGAUGACCUGCGUGGCUGUUGCCAUGGUGAUACAGUGUGUGUGUGUGUGUGUAAAACGAUGUAACAAUAUUCUGACGGGCCUGUCUGUUCGCGGGCUGUUUUAAACCGGUUCCAGCCGGUUCAGUCUGGUCACUACUGGUUUGGUUUUAAUGUGUUCUAGUAUAUUUUGAUUCGGUUGAACUGGGUCCAGUCUGGUUUCGUCCGGUCCGGUCUGGUCAGGAUUAUCCGCUGUUGUUUAUCGCCCAUGAGAAAUAAAAAGGUCCAUUUCUGCCUGCCUUCAUUCUC